Nicotiana tabacum (common tobacco) is the source of this 1989-nucleotide messenger RNA. Lineage: Eukaryota; Viridiplantae; Streptophyta; Magnoliopsida; Solanales; Solanaceae. The record is from RefSeq and is a predicted model, not a curated record.
AUGCUAAAAUUGAAUGGAAAUUGGGAUCACUAUGGCAGAUUUAGAGAUUUUGAAGUUGAUGCCAUUGUGGUAGAUGAGAAUGCAAGCUACGGAAUUCUGAUUUCUACAAUUGCAGAACAACUAUCGAUUGAUACAUCGGAUAAAAUUGUAGAAAUCAAAUACAUUGUGAACGACAAUUGUCCUCCAAUGGAGAUUAGAAAUGAUAUGGGGGUUCGUGUGUAUAUGGAGACCAAAAAGGAGAAUAAGAACUUAGGUUCGUAUCCUUUAUGUAUAAGCGUAAGAGAUUUCAAUAUGGAAUUGGCAAUCACCAACGAUAGCACAAGUGCAGGUUCGUCUGGAUCCCUAAACUUACUUGAAAUUCCAUCUUCACCAGCUAUAGAGGAAUAUCAAAGUGAAAUAAUAACUGAAUCUACGCAAACAUAUAUUGAAGAAGGACAAGUUUAUCAGGACAAGCAAACUGUAGUUGUUGCAAUGAAGAAUUUUUCUGUGAUGCACAAGUUCCAGUUCAGAGCAACGUCAAUUAAUGAUUCGGCAAUGUUCAAGAUAAGGAGUUUCAGCCGACAACACACAUGCUCCUUAUUGGACGAAACAUUCAUACAGCGCAAACGUACUGCAGCUAUAGUUGGUAGCAUGGUCGUUCCAAAGUAUUGUGAUCCUAAGACUAUUUACACACCAAAGGACAUACAAACUGACAUGUUAUCCGAACAUGGACUGAACCUAAGUUACAUGCAAGCAUGGAGAGCCAAGGAAAAGGAUUUACAGUUUUUGAGAGGGAAUCCGUCUGACUCCUACAGCAAAUUACCCAAAUAUUUUUAUAUUCUUGAGGAGACUUAUCCUAGUUCUGUUGUUAAAUUGAAGAAGGCAGCAGAUGAUUGCUUCUUAUACGUGUUUGUUGCCCUUUGUACAUCAAUAAGUGGUUGGCAACAUUGUAGGCCAAUAUUAGUGGUUGAUGGGACAUUCUUAAAGUCAGCCUACAGGGGGAUUAUGCUUACAGCAAGCACCAUGGAUGCAGCAGGUACUAUAUUUCCCUUGGCAUAUGAUGUGGUUGAUUCUGAAAAUGACGCGUCUUGGAAGUGGUUCUUUGAGCAAUUCAAGGAGGCAUAUGGUGAAAAACCUUCAAUGUGUGUUGUUUCAGAUAGGAAUGAGAGUAUACUGAAGGCAACAUCAAUUGUCUAUCCGGGCAUGCCACACUACUCUUCACGGUCAUACACUCUGGAUGAAUUUAAUGAAAGGAUGUUGAAGAUUGAAGAGGUAGACCCGCGUGUGAAAUCUUACCUAUAUGAUAUUGGCUAUCAUAGAUGGUCAAGAGUACAUGCAACAGUGAAUAGAACUUUUACUAUGACAUCAAACAUUGCCGAGCCGUUGAAUGCUAUAACAAAAGAGGCAAGAGAGCUGCCAAUAUUUGAUCUAUUAGAGUAUAUGAGGACGCUUCUUGAAUGUUGGACGAAAGAGAAGUUAUUGAAGGCAAAGGGUACUUUCACAUACCUUGGGUACAAAUUCAACAAAGAAUUGGAUGACAACAAUACAUUAUCUCAGAAACUAAGGGUGAGGGCUUCAACAGAUCAUAUACAUACUGUGUUAGAUGGUGUGAAGCGGUACAUUGUGUGUCUAGAAAACAAGAAAUGUAGCUGCGGACAAUUCCAACUUGAUGAACUUCCAUGUGCGCAUGCUUUGGCAGCAUUAAGGCACAGGAAGGAAACAUACGAAAACUAUUGCUCUCUGUAUUACACAAGGAAGAGCCUUCUUCUUACCUAUGAAAUGCCAGUAAAUCCUCUUCCUAAUGAAAGCAAAUGGGAUGUGCCACAACAUAUUUUGGAUGAGGUAGUAAAGCCACCGGCGGGAGAUAAAAGGCAGCCAGAGAGACCUCACAAGGAAAGAUAUAAAACAUUUGAUGAAAUAAAGUCAAAGAAGUACAAGGUCUCAUGUGGAAAUUGUGGAGGCGAAGGGCAUAACAAAAGAACUUGCAAGAAUACGCCCAAAAAGAAAUGA